AUGGACGAUGAUUCAGAAGUAUCGUUAAAAAGUAUCUGUUGUACAUGUUUAAGCGUCGAUAGGAAGUUAGCACAGCUCAGUCGAGUGCACGACGGUGUUAACAAAUUGUUUUUCCUGCUAUCAUAUGACUUGGAUGCUUACGAGGCUUUGUUUCAUAAAGAUGCAGUAAAUCUAUACAUAUGCUGGGAAUGUAAGGCUUUGAUGAGCAAACUCUGUGAGUUUCGGAAUCAAGCUUGUGUGGCUCAGAAGCAGCUGACCAACAUCACUGAUGGUAAAAUUAAUUUAAAAUCAAAAAACUUAUCACUCUCCCGACUAUCACGCUACCACCAAACAACAUACAAUAAAGAAUAUAUCGGAAACGAUGAAACUCAAGACAAUUUUAUAGAUUGCGGACCGGAUAUACACUUUAUUGAAACAGAAAGUGACAAUGACGACAUUCCAUUAUGCAAUUUAAAAAUUAAUAACACAACUUGUGAUAGAGAACCUCUUUUGAAAAUCGAUAAUGAUUUAGAAAAAAAUACUAGCAGGAAAUUAGCAGGGGAAAAAAGUAAAAAUGUUAAAUCAAAAGAGGUUUUAAUUGAUGAAAGUAAUUAUACUACAGUUUUAAUGUUGUACAAGGAAAUUAUUAAAAGUGUUGAGGAUAGAAAAGAAACAAAAAGGUCAUCAGAUAGUUAUUUGAAUGCAGCCAAUAAAUGUGAGAUUUGCGUUGAACCUUUUGAUGAUUAUAAUGAAUUGGAAAGACAUAAUUUAGAACAACAUGUAGCGAAAGAAGGACAUACACAAUGUGACAUAUGUAUGGUUUAUAUAGAGGAGUUGAAAUUGGCAGACCAUAGAAAUGAACAUUUCCAAAAGUAUAUUUGUAAUGUAUGCGACAAUGUGUCAUAUAAUAUCCAAGAUUUAGCAAGACAUUUAGAAGUGGAACAUUCGAUUGACGUGGCUUGGAAAAAAAUCAAGAAAAAAGUAGCAAAAACAAAUGAACCGAAGCUAAAACGAAAGAAAGCUUCUAAAGAUCAAACCUCGCCUUCAGUUUGGCCGUGUACAGAGUGCAAUCAAAUUUUUGAUAGUAAAAAUAAGAAAUACAAGCACGUACAGAAGUUUCACAGAGAGUGGUUCAAGUGUUCCACUUGUGAUAAGAAAUUUGCUUUCAAAAAUACCCUCAAGAGGCAUCAACUAGUGCACGGCUCCGUGGCGCGCGAGCAGUGCGCGGCGUGCGGCAAGCUCGUGCGCGCCGACCUGGCGCCGGCGCACGCGCGCACGCACGCGCCGCGCGCGCCGCACCACUGCCGCGCCUGCGACAAGCGCUUCGUGUCGCGCGCCUCCUACGAGAACCACCUCAAGUACGCCGGCCGGCACGCCGUCGCCGACGUGCGCAGAUACAAGUGUACGAUGUGCGAAAAGGGCUACAGAUCGCAAGCGGAACUUCGUGAUCACGUCAACUACCAACACAUGGGGAGGACGCAGCACAAAUGUCCCAUCUGUGAUAAGGCACUGGCUAGUCCUCGAUGCAUAACACGUCACGUCAAACGAACGCAUCACGGCAUCAAAGAAAACGCGAAGGACAAAAUAUGUCAGACUUGCGGAAAAGCAUUUCGUGAGAAGAAGAGCCUGAGCGAGCACGAGCUGAUCCACUCGGGCGAGCGGCCGCUGUCGUGCGAGCUGUGCGGCCGCGCCUUCCGCCAGCGCGCCUCGCUCUACACGCACCGCCGCCGCGUGCACGCCGCCCGCCCUCACCCGCCCGCCGCCCGCCCAAACCCGCCCAGCACGACCGUACAGAGCUAAUAAACGAUUAACGUA
Messenger RNA from Melitaea cinxia (Glanville fritillary), 1794 nucleotides. Its product is annotated as zinc finger protein 62-like. Gene Ontology annotation, molecular function: DNA-binding transcription factor activity, RNA polymerase II-specific; RNA polymerase II transcription regulatory region sequence-specific DNA binding. Gene Ontology annotation, biological process: regulation of transcription by RNA polymerase II. Gene Ontology annotation, cellular component: nucleus. The coding region runs from base 1 to 1779 and encodes 592 amino acids. The record is from RefSeq and is a predicted model, not a curated record. The transcript has 10 exons. Lineage: Eukaryota; Metazoa; Arthropoda; Insecta; Lepidoptera; Nymphalidae.